Messenger RNA from Eublepharis macularius, 696 nucleotides. Its product is annotated as cytochrome c. Gene Ontology annotation, cellular component: mitochondrial intermembrane space. Gene Ontology annotation, molecular function: electron transfer activity; heme binding. Lineage: Eukaryota; Metazoa; Chordata; Lepidosauria; Squamata; Eublepharidae. The transcript is spliced from 3 exons. Gene Ontology annotation, biological process: mitochondrial electron transport, cytochrome c to oxygen; mitochondrial electron transport, ubiquinol to cytochrome c. Bases 115 to 432 code for a protein of 105 amino acids. The record is from RefSeq and is a predicted model, not a curated record.
AAGUUUGGUUGUAGAGACACCGGCUACUUAUCCUUGCGUACGGAGUGCCCUUGAGGGCUUCUUGACACGAGAGCGCUGACAGAGGCGGGAGCGGCUGGCAGUGAGAUACUCAUAAUGGGAGACAUUGAAAAGGGCAAGAAGAUCUUUGUUCAGAAGUGUUCGCAGUGCCAUACAGUUGAAAAAGGAGGCAAGCACAAGACUGGUCCAAAUCUACAUGGGCUGCUUGGCCGAAAGACUGGUCAAGCUGAAGGCUUUUCAUACACGGAAGCCAACAAAAGCAAAGGAAUAAUCUGGGGAGAAGAUACACUGAUGGAAUACUUGGAAAACCCCAAGAAGUAUAUUCCGGGAACUAAGAUGAUAUUUGCUGGCAUUAAGAAGAAGGGGGAGAGGGCGGAUUUAAUAGCAUACCUUAAGGAUGCCACUUCUAAUUAAUGGUCAUCCGCUGCCUUAUUUAUUUUACCAAACAAAUGGAAAUGACUCUCUGCGAUGAGAUUGGUUUUUAAACCUUCUAUUUUUACAUACAUUGUAUCUACAAAAUCUUUCUCGUCAGCUAGAGAACUUUGAUCAUGGAUGGUUGUUCAAACAUAUUUUCCUGUGUCAUAAUUUAUAGAAAUGUAUUAUUGGGCUUGACUGAAUACAGUUAAGAUGGCUGUCUGAAAUGUUCCCUGAUCAUGUAAUUAAAAAAAAAACCCUCAA